AGAAAAAAUAAAUAAAAUAAAAAAUGAUAUAACAGAAUAACAAUUUCGGUAAUCUAAAAUAAUUUUUAAACUCUUCACUUAAAUCGCACCAGGUUCUCCAUAUAGCUCUAUCCUACAAUAAAAUUAGUGAUGAAAAUGCAUCAGGUUUAGGUUCUGGUUUAGGAAAGUGUAAUAAUCUCUCAAAUUUGACACUUGAUCUUGGCGCAAAUUAAAUUGGUGCAUAAGGUGCUUCAGACUUGGGUUCUGGUUUAGGAAAGUGCAUUAAUCUCUAAAAUUUGACACUUUAUCUUCACUACAAUAAAAUAGGUGCAGAAGGUGCAUCAAGUUUAAGUUCUGGUUUAGGAAAGUGCACUAAUCUCUCAAAUUUGAUAUUUUAUCUUGGGAAUAAUUAGAUUGGUGAAAAAGGGGCAUCAGGCUUAGGCUUUGGUUUGGGAAAGUGCAUUAAUCUCUCAAAUUUAAUGCUUGAACUUCAUGAAAAUUAAAUUAGUGCAGAAGGUGCAUCAGGCUUAGGGUCUGGUUUAGGAAAGUGCACUAAUCUCUCAAAUUUAACACUUGAUCUUCUUAAAAAUUAAAUUGGUCCAGAUGGUGCAUCAGGCUUAGGUUUUGAUUUAGGAAAGUGCACUAAUCUCUCAUAUUUGUCACUUUAUCUUUUGUUUAAUUAAAUUGGCGAUCAAGGUGCUAUAGGUUUAGGUUCUGGUUUAGGGGAGUGCAUUAAUCUCUCAAAUUUGAAACUUUAUCUUUCGUAAAAACAGUUUAUUUUUAUUUGCUUUGGAUUGUGAUAUUUUUAUCAUAAAAAUGAAUUUAAAACAAAAAAGUUUACACUUUUAAUUUAUUUAUUUAUUUGUUUGAUUUUUGUUUGAUAAAGUUUUCUUUUUUAUUCUGCUUGUGCUUUUUUCUUUCUUAUUUUCUUUAUUUAUUAAUUUAACCCAAU
This is a messenger RNA of Tetrahymena thermophila SB210, 931 nucleotides long. Its product is annotated as cyclic nucleotide-binding domain protein. Gene Ontology annotation, cellular component: perinuclear region of cytoplasm; nucleus; cytosol. Gene Ontology annotation, biological process: nucleocytoplasmic transport; activation of GTPase activity. NCBI's taxonomy places the organism in Eukaryota, Ciliophora, Oligohymenophorea, Hymenostomatida, Tetrahymenidae. The transcript has 9 exons. The record is from RefSeq and is a predicted model, not a curated record. Gene Ontology annotation, molecular function: GTPase activator activity; small GTPase binding.